UAUGGCCAACUUCAUACUGUUUUAUUUAUGUUACAGUUCUUAUAUGCAUCAGCUCAUGUCAUGAAACUGCCGUUAUUCCGACAAGCCUGUGAACUAGCGUUUGCUGAAUGUGACACUGAAGGAAAUGGUUACAUUAAAGAGCAUGAAUUGGGAUUAAACAUUAGACCUGCCAUCCCAGAUUUGAACAAGGACGAGAUCCAUGGUCUGUUCAGUUUAUUUGACAGCGACGGUGAUGGGGAGGUGAGCAAGGAUGAAUUCGUGUCCUCCCUACGAAAGAAUCCUCUUCUAAUAGCCGUAUUUUCACCUAGUUUGUUGCACAGAUACUUGUCAGGAGCUGACAAUAGGACGUUGGAGAUUGUUUGAUUGAUGAGUUUUAAUGCCCCAGGUGGGGUUAGAUGCUGUUUGUAAUGUGUACCAUUUGUAUCCACAUUUUUGGCAGCCGGGUUUGUUGCAGGGGAAGUGAGAGGGGAAGUGUUUUUAGUUGCUAUUAUAGCGGCCCCUUAUAAUCUUAUAGAUGAACAUUUCCCCAUAAGUUUUGAUAAUUUUAUUUUAUUAAACUCGGCAAUCUCCUUGUUAGUUCUCCCUAAUCUUUACUGUCUUUGUUUAAGUUUUUAGAAUAGUAUUCUAUUGUAAAUAGAAUCAAAUAUGAUAGAAUUUUGAGAA
This is a messenger RNA of Pistacia vera, 663 nucleotides long. Its product is annotated as lysophospholipid acyltransferase LPEAT2-like. Bases 28 to 363 code for a protein of 111 amino acids. Gene Ontology annotation, molecular function: calcium ion binding. Lineage: Eukaryota; Viridiplantae; Streptophyta; Magnoliopsida; Sapindales; Anacardiaceae. The transcript has 3 exons. The record is from RefSeq and is a predicted model, not a curated record.